AUGGCGACGGUCGAUCUCCGUCCGCUCGAUGAUGCGCUCGUCAACAGACUCCGAAGCGAUAUCCGCAAUCGACCACACCUCUUCGGUUCGGUGGCACGGGCCCACUGGGAGGCCCUCUUCAACCACUUCGAGGGCAGAUCGGACUUUGAAAUCAGGGCAUACAUUGCGCAAAAUUUCAAGAGUAACCACUGGAUAGGCAAUGAGGAGUGGUUUGUUGAUAGUUACACUCAGCAAAUCUUCCGAGAGUAUGAACCGACCGAAUUCGUUCAGUCAGGCAUGCCUGCGCUUAAUGACGAGGCUCGGAGCCAUUACAAUCCCAGCAACACGAUCGGGCGCGACAACUUGUUCCCUGCACUGCCUGUGGUCGAGGCGGGCCCGUCCGUUCUCAACCAAGAGCAAUUCGACGCGUUGUCGCCCGCCCAGCGCCAGCGAUAUCAACUUACCAGCACGUUCGGCGGGUAUCGCUUUGAACGUGUGCCACAAAGAAGCACAACAUCUGGGGGAGACAACCAGGGAGUACCGGCCGAUAACACGUCCGAGAUCAAUGCACCCCCAUUUAACAACUCCAUCACUGACGACCCCGUCGACAACAACGCCGGCACCCCGGGCACGCCAAAAACCACACCAACAGGGACAAGCAUAUUUGGGAUCCCCACGCCGCCAUUUUCAAACCAGACCGGUACCGGCAAUGUCCAGAGGCCGGGCCAGCCCGGAGGAACGUCCGGUGUGCCGCCUGGGCCCGCGCCCCCGGAUCUCCCAAGGGAUACGCCGCCGCCGCCGCCGGGAAUAUCGUCUGGGAACCAGCCAGGAUCGAACACUGUGCCCCCGGGUGCCGGGAUAGCGGGCCCAGGGGUCAACGACACCAUCAGGUACCCCGUGCAGCCGCCCAUCGGCACGCGCAUCAGGGAAAUCCUGGUACUCCUCGACGAAGGGGACGUUGACCGCGAAAUGCAUUGGGAGACGUAUGUCGCAGAAUUACAGACAUUCUUGGAGGACAUCGAGCGUGGCGAGGGCCCUGAGGUAGGCCCGGCAACGGCACUUAUGGUCCGGCAGGCGCUUGAGAAAAUCCAGGCGCACAAGCUCUUUGAAACGACCCAUUAUGGGCCGAACACCCCAAACAAGAUCGUCACCGCGGACAUGAUCCCUGCACGGGAGCCCAGGCUCAAGUACAACGGCAAGCUGCCUCUUAUCCUGGGCAGGGACCACAAAGACAACGAACACUUGCAGCCAGAGGAUUUCCCCACCCACCCGCGGGCGGAGAUGAUUGUCAACGAUCAGUGGCUCACCGAUGUCGAGAGGCGAGCCGGGCUGACCGAGGAAAAGCGGUUGGACGGGCAAGCAGGGCUUUCACAGGACGAAGAAGAGUGGUGGCGGCUCGGCCAAAACCAGACCCCUGAGCGGAGGAAUGCUGCUCUCAGGCAUGAACAGACAUUCGAGCAGUGUAUCGCCAGCGACGGCGUCGGCUUCCAGGGGUGGAUCGAGACGCGGCUCGAAGGCGACGGGUCUCUCAGCAGGACCCUCUUCAGCGGAGCCAAGCUCGGGAACGGCAAGGACUGCUUCGCGCGGGAGAGGGCAGUGCGCCGCGCCGGCCUGCAGGCGGCGCUGCGGCAGUUCAGCAGCAACGAGAACCGGGCCGCCAACACGCCCUGGCGCCGCGUGCGCCUGCCGCUCUCGGCCGCCGAGGUCGAGAUCAUGCGCAGGAACACGGGCGCCGGGCCGGGGCGCAAGUACGAGCUGGCAAAGCUGCAGCCGCACCAGGUCCAGGCGACGGACGGCAAGGACGACCCCCAGGGCUUCACGGCCAACAUGGCCAAGUUCUGGGCGGACCAGAACAGGGACAUGGCGAGGGCGCGCGAGGCGGUCGUCAGCCGCAUGGGCUUCGGCCCGCCCGCGGCGCCUGUGCCUGGCCAGGCUGCGGUAGGGGCGCCGUCGGUGCUGCCGCCCACGUCGCUCUGGGGCGCCUACGUCGACAGUGGGCUGAGCGCUGAGGAUGAGUACCACCGGCAGAUGUUGAAGGAGAUGAGGACCGUGAGGAAGUUGUUUGAGCGAGAGCUGAAGAUCGCGCCCCGGAACCUCCUGAAGGAUAUGAACACACUGUACGAUCAAGGAUUGAAAGGCCUCAAUGAUACCUACACCCCUGCUGGCGGACAGCAGCAAAGGAGCCCCGCUGCUCUCGACGCACGAGACUUGGUCAGGAGCGGCGGUGCCUUGGUUCUGAGGGACCUUGACAAGAUGGAGAUCUACUGGAUCCGGUUCCUGCUCACCCAAUCCAUCACGCCGGAGAUGACGCAGGAGCUGGAGCCCCGCGCGUCCCUGUUUAUAUUGUUUGCCGACAAGCUGGCCCGCAUCUUCAGCGACGUCUCGGAUCCGCUGUUCCCAGAUAACACCACAAAGGUCAGCGUCGAGGAUCUCAUUGACUACAUCCACGACAGGACAGACGGCCCCGUCCGGAGGAUCAGGUUCUACCCCCACGACGUGCAGAUGUGGCUGGAGCGCCUCCACACCCAAGGCCGCUGCCGUUACCAAGAAGACUGGCGGUGCUAUGGCUGGGUGAUGCGCCCCGUCCCCACCUGCCACCCAGAGCAGCUCGUCAGGUGGACGUCGCCUGAGGAGACCUGGCGUCUCCGCCCCGACGAGAGGAAUGAGGACGUGGUCCUCGCUCCUCGGUUCGAUCGCUUGCGGAACUGGCACUCGCUCGUGAGAAGGGGCCUCCAGAACAGUCCGCUGGACCAGAGGGUCGAGGAUUACUUCCUUGUCCUCGCAUACCGCUGGGGUGUUUACAUGUCGAAGCUGACUGGCGAAGGCGGCCUAGAACAGCAUGGAACAAUGCCCCCGCCCAACCCCCUCGUGAGGCUCGUCAAGGCGACGCUAAACGACAAGGCGAACGACAACAACCUGACCGCGGAGGCAUCGCUGCAGCUCAUCCGCGACAACAUCAUCAAGGAGGCCGUCAAGAAGGACAGCAUGCUGUGGCCGGCACGCAGCGCGAACGACUACCUCGACCCGCUCGACGAGAAGGUCCGCCCCAAGGUCUGGGGCUGGGCCAGGCCCGAGGUCCGGGGCAAGGUCAAGAAGUUCUUCAGCGUGAACAGGUGGCCGGUGCAGCUCCAGACGGAGAGGAGGCAGGACAUCAUCACGCGCGACAAGGACGUCGACACGGACCUGCUGUGGAGGCCUGAGCUCGAGGACCCGACGCCGUCCAAGUACUACCGGCCCAAGGCCAGGCCGUACGUCGACGAGAAGGUCCAGUUCAGGGCGGGCCACAGGAACUUCCUGAUCGGUGACACGCCGCACCAGAGGCAGGUGAUAAUAGAUAGGAUGUUUGCGCAGAUGGGCAGAGGUGACAACCAAGACCAAGAUGCGACCCAAGAUGCGACCCAAGACAUAGAGCCGCCGGGCUUCAUCGAGAGGUGGCAGAACUACCUGCUGAGCCGCUUCGACGAGGAGGACCCGGACCGCUACCAGGAGCCCGGGGCGAAGCUCCGCAAGUUCCACCCGGACGACAUCCCCGAGAGCGAGGACAAGAGGAAGCUAAAGAGGAGGGCGGACGGCGGUGCUCCGGGCCAGGGGGCUCCAAAGAGGCGUCGACGUCGUGUACCGGGGGCGUUGGACGACGGGCUGGAGGGUGGGGAGACGACGAGGACGACUACGACGGUGACCGGAUCCGCCAACCACAAGCAGGAGGAGUGCCCGCAAGGGAACCACCCCCACAAGUACCACCCGCAGAUGUGCCCCCCGCGGGAGCACCGGGCGCGGGAGCAGAAAACGCGGGAGCAGCCGGCGGAGAGGAAGAGGCAGAGGGCACCUGGUGGGAUUACGCAUCGAUGGCGCUGGCCAUCUAAGACAACUCUGAGAGACAGCUGGCUCGAGAGGCGACAGCCAGUCUAG
This is a messenger RNA of Diaporthe citri, 3888 nucleotides long. RefSeq lists its product as uncharacterized. NCBI's taxonomy places the organism in Eukaryota, Fungi, Ascomycota, Sordariomycetes, Diaporthales, Diaporthaceae. The record is from RefSeq and is a predicted model, not a curated record. The transcript has 5 exons. Bases 1 to 3888 code for a protein of 1295 amino acids.